Messenger RNA from Notothenia coriiceps (black rockcod), 2909 nucleotides. It is a transcript of the gene rpia, whose product is annotated as ribose 5-phosphate isomerase A (ribose 5-phosphate epimerase). The transcript has 9 exons. Gene Ontology annotation, biological process: pentose-phosphate shunt, non-oxidative branch; D-ribose metabolic process. Lineage: Eukaryota; Metazoa; Chordata; Actinopteri; Perciformes; Nototheniidae. Bases 141 to 962 code for a protein of 273 amino acids. Gene Ontology annotation, molecular function: ribose-5-phosphate isomerase activity. Gene Ontology annotation, cellular component: cytoplasm. The record is from RefSeq and is a predicted model, not a curated record.
ACAGGUGACCAGCUGUCAGAAACAGGGCUUAAAGCAAAAACAACAGUCUGCCCUUCACGUCUUGGUGCAGAGGAGUAACCUGUCUGUCUGUGGGCCCGUGAGUGUGUUUGUGUGCGCGUGUGUGUGUUGUGGGCCGGGCCAUGAGACUACAGGGGUGUGUGUUCUCCUACUUCAGUAAACUUGCAGCUGGAUUUCUCUCUUCAGCAUCCAGCAGGAGGAAACACGUGUGUCUGCUCUCGCAGUCCGCUAAUAUCAUGGCAGAGGAGGCGAAGAAACUGGCCGCUUAUGCUGCUGUGGAUAACCACGUUCAGAACAACCAAGUGGUUGGAGUGGGCAGUGGAUCAACCAUCGUCUAUGCUGUGGACAGACUAGCUGAGAGAGUGCGUCAGGAGAAGCUGAACAUCGUGUGUGUGCCCACCUCCUUCCAGGCUCGUCAGCUGAUCCUGCAGCACGGCCUCACACUGUCGGAUCUGGACAGGCACCCAGAGCUGGACGUGGCGAUAGACGGAGCAGACGAGGUGGACGCAGAGCUGACGCUGAUCAAAGGUGGAGGCGGCUGCCUGACUCAGGAGAAGAUCGUAGCCGGCUGUGCUAAACAUUUCGUCGUCAUCGCAGACUACAGGAAGGACUCCAAGGCUCUGGGCCAGCAGUGGAAGAAGGGAGUUCCCAUCGAGGUGAUCCCCAUGGCGUACGUCCCCGUCUCCAGGGCGAUAGCCAAGCGCUUCGGAGGGGAGGCCAACUUGCGGAUGGCUGUCAGUAAAGCGGGUCCUGUGGUCACUGACAACAGUAACUUCAUCCUGGACUGGAAGUUUGAGCGCGCUGAGAACUGGAAGGAAGUGAACACGGCCAUCAAGAUGAUCCCAGGUGUGGUGGAGACGGGGCUUUUCGUCGGCAUGGCGGAACGAGCGUACUUUGGGAUGGAGGAUGGAACCGUGCAGGUGCGAGACCCUGCAGUCAACUGAGGGGUUUGAUCACUUUCACUGUCGACCCUCCGCUAGACAGACCUCACUUUACCCACAAGUGCCGUGGUUUUGAGUUAGAGCCGCUCUCAGUGUUUGGACUGAGCUGCUCCUCCUGCAGAACUGGAUUAAACUUACACACACACACACACACACACACACACACACACACACACACACACACACACACACACACACACACACACACACACACACACACACACACACACACACCUCAGAACACUUGGGCUUUCUCAUCCAGCAAGUGGUGCUUCUGACACUGUGAGCUUUAAAGUGCCUGAUGAGUCAAAUCGAGUGCUUCUGAUUAUUGAUUAUAUGUUCUUUGUUUGGCCUUCUGUUCUCACUAUUGACUCUUCCUGUAAUGAACGUGUUUGACUGGAUGUCUGCAGAGCUGUGGUGAAUCAUUGCACCUCUGCAAAAUGAAACUACGGUGUGCCUUGAGAUUAUAUUAUAAGUCUUAUUAAAGUAAUUCUGCUCUUAAAGUUACAUUUAAAAGCUUCUAAUCCUACAUCAAACGAUUUGCCAUCUGCUAGCAUGCAGUAGAUGCAUUGUCAUCAGUCAGAAAGCUGAUAUGCCUUGAAGUCUUUUUGUUUAAUUAGAUCAGAAAAAGAGUAAUAUGAACUCUUACCCACAACAUCGAAAAUGUACACUCUUUCAUUAAAUGAAUUUCAGUAAUUAAUAUGCUAAUUUGAACCGAAAAAGCUCUAAACAUUAAUGAGCUCUUUGGUAAUUUAGGGACACCCUGUGGUGCAGCUAUGAAGCUUCCAUUAUUUAAUUAUCGUGUUAGCGACACAAUACAGUGUCACCAAAACACAUUAUAACGCAGAGGCAGGUGGUGAUAAAUAUAGAGUGGAUGCCGCUUGCUUCUAACAGACAUUUCAACACAUGGUUUGACAGAUGUAACAAAGAACGGGUACUCUUUAAGUAGAAGAUGUCAAAGGGCAGAGAACCUCUGCACAGAAAAGGUGAAAAACCACCAACCAAAAGACAACGUGAAUUCACCUCUUUAUUUCCAAGGCAUGCACUUCCUGUUUCUUCUCUGGAACAUGUUCUUCUUAAAAUGACAGCAGCAUCAAUGUUAUUUCCGUGUCUCAGUGUAACUGAAGCUCCUGGUGUGGCAUGUUUCAUUUCAUUUGUGACAGUGAUAAAAAUGUGUUAUCAUCUUAGGCAUCCAACUGUACUCACCAACAUUUUUACAUCAUCCUCUCUAGGAGUUGUACUUAUUUGAGAGUUCUUAAACGGCUGUAAAAUAACAUGCACAUUUUUACCUUAAAACGACAGCAUUAUGUGACCUGAUAUUCCUUCUUAAAGGGAUGUUUACCAGAGCUGGUUUCAGAUUCUGCCUCUAUGUUUAAAUGUGUUUAUUUCACUGGUCAGAGUGGUACGUGCUCAUUAUGGAAGUUAUUCUCCUUGGCUGUUGAAACGUGUAAUAGCAACUGCUGCCGUGGACUAAUGGUCUGAUUUCCUGACUGACGAAAGUUUGAGAAAUAGUUGCAGUUCGGUCUGACUUCUAACAGCCGUACAUUUACACUUCAGUCAGCAGAGGUAAAGGCUGCAGCCUCUCUGUUAAACAAACACACGCUGAAUGUCGUGCAUGUACAGUACAUCCCUUCACUCUGUUUGCUCUUCUUGUGCCUGCAUGUCACUUACGUUACAUUUCUUAUGCCUUACAUCAGCCAUCUGCUCACAGGAGGUCUGGUGCCAUCAACUUAAUGUUAAAUACAGCUAUAGAGGGAUGUGCAACAUGUUGAGGUAAUGAUGAUGGGCAGUUAUGAUAUAAAAUGGUCACACAUAAUUGUUAUAGAGCUCAAAUGUAAACCAACAGCAACAAAAUCACAUUUGAUGUGCCUUGGCAUGCCAAAGCAAUAGAACAGUCAGUUUUAUUACUUAAUGGCUACAUCUAUUGACGUAGCUGAUCAAGUUGUUGGA